AACUCAAUAGUUUGUCAAUCCGCAACCCAUUAAGGAACUUAAAUAAAACAGCAUGUCUGACGUAUCCAAAUUCCAAAUCACAUUAUCUGACGAAUCCAAAGAAAGAAUAAUCAAGAUCUUGGACGUCACCAAGACCAUUGCUCACUUUGGUUUCAUUCCAUUUGUUUUAUACUUGGGAUGGUCUAGCACCUCCAACAAGCCAAGUAUAUUCAACUUGUUAUCUCCAUUCCCAUCUGCUUAAGUUAUUUCAUAUACUCAAGGUACCGAAUGUUAGAACUAUUGGUUUUGAGCUGAUUAUACGUGGUUUGUAGAGAGAGAGAGAGAAUUGUACAUAGUUUUAUUUUUAACGUAAGAUCAAAUAAACGAAGAAUGUUAAC
Spathaspora passalidarum NRRL Y-27907 is the source of this 377-nucleotide messenger RNA. It is a transcript of the gene TOM7, whose product is annotated as Tom7p. The transcript has a single exon. Gene Ontology annotation, cellular component: mitochondrial outer membrane translocase complex; mitochondrial outer membrane. Gene Ontology annotation, biological process: protein insertion into mitochondrial outer membrane; protein import into mitochondrial matrix. Lineage: Eukaryota; Fungi; Ascomycota; Pichiomycetes; Serinales; Debaryomycetaceae. The record is from RefSeq and is a predicted model, not a curated record. Bases 53 to 241 code for a protein of 62 amino acids.